AUGGCACUCCGCGAAUUCAAGGCUCCGGUCGAGUACGAAACUCAGCAAGCUGGCUUUGAGGAGUUUCUCAAGGGCUUCAAAACGUCUCCCGAGCACACCAUUGCUACCGCAAUGGGAGACAUAACAAUCGAUGAAGAUGACUUGACCGAUGAGGACGACUUGAUGGACCAAGAUGAUGACGAAGCAAGCCGCCGCCGGCGAGAGCAAAACAAGCGCCCACGAACUUCCCAGUACAAAUACAAAGAACUCCUGCAAAACCUGGCUGAUAGGUCAAUUGACGAACUCACCGUUGAUUUGGAUGACCUUGCCACUUGGGAAAGCCAAAGUGACGAGCCGUUACACUUGCUGGAUAGCCUCGAGAUGAACACGAAGCACUAUGUUGAAAUCCUUUCCAGAGCCGUCGACAACUCCAUGCCACAGCCUAGCACGGAUGUCAACUUCAAGGAUGAUGUGCUUGACGUUCUCAUGGCCCGUCGACAGGCUCGCAAUCGCGAACUGCAAGAAGCUGCGGAGCGAGAUCCCACCCUGGAAGAAGACAUGUUCCCCGCCGAGCUGGUACGACGCUACACCCUCGUUUUCAAACCCAGGACCGGCACAGCAGACAAGCCCGCCAAGGCGUUGGCCGUGCGUGAAGUCCGAGGCGAGCAUUUGGGCAGACUCAUCACCGUUAGAGCCAUCGCAACUCGCGUCUCCGACGUGAAGCCGAUUGUGCAAGUCAGCGCCUACACCUGCGAUCGCUGUGGAUGCGAGAUAUUCCAACCCGUCACCGAUAGGCAAUACGGGCCUUUGACCUACUGCCCUUCUGCUGAUUGCAAAGCGAACCAGUCCCAGGGUCAGCUAAACCCCUCCACGAGAGCGUCCAAAUUCUUGCCAUACCAGGAGGUCAAAGUCCAGGAACUGGCGGAGCAGGUGCCCAUCGGCCAGAUUCCUCGGUCGUUGACCAUCUUGUGCCACGGAAGCCUGGUGCGGAGAAUCAACCCGGGUGAUGUUGUGGACAUCUCGGGCAUCUUUCUGCCAACUCCCUAUACCGGAUUCAAGGCCCUGAAAGCUGGCCUUCUCACCGACACAUAUCUGGAAGCCCACCAUGUCCGUCAGCACAAAAAGGCUUACAGCGAAAUGAUUGUGGACCCACGAUUGGUGCGUCGCAUUGACAAGUAUCGACAGACUGGUCAGGUCUACGAGUUGCUCGCCAAGUCCAUCGCGCCAGAAAUCUACGGCCAUUUGGAUGUCAAGAAGGCUCUGUUGCUGCUGCUCAUCGGCGGCGUCUCCAAGGCCAUGGGCGAUGGGAUGAAGAUCCGUGGAGACCUCAACAUAUGCUUGAUGGGUGACCCCGGGGUCGCCAAAUCCCAGUUGCUCAAGUACAUUUCCAAGGUAGCUCCUCGAGGCGUCUACACCUCGGGCCGUGGAAGCAGUGGUGUCGGGCUGACCGCUGCCGUCAUGCGUGACCCCGUUACCGAUGAAAUGGUCCUCGAAGGUGGUGCACUUGUCUUGGCCGACAACGGCAUCUGUUGCAUCGACGAGUUUGACAAGAUGGACGACACAGACAGGACCGCCAUCCAUGAGGUCAUGGAACAGCAGACCAUCUCCAUUUCCAAAGCUGGCAUAUCCACCACCCUCAACGCUCGCACGUCCAUCCUGGCAGCCGCGAACCCUGUAUACGGGCGAUACAACCCUCGAAUCUCGCCCGUCGAAAACAUCAAUCUUCCCGCGGCCCUGCUGUCUCGAUUUGACGUCCUCUUCCUUCUUCUCGAUACUCCGUCUCGCGAAGCGGACGAGCAGCUAGCCAAGCACGUUGCGUUCGUGCACAUGAACAACCGCCACCCAGACAUUGGCACGGACAAUGUAGUUUUCACGCCGCACGAGGUCCGCUCAUACGUCGCGCAGGCGCGAACGUACCGUCCCAUAGUCCCAGAGUCCGUCUCGGACUACAUGAUCAGGACCUACGUUCGCCUCCGAGACCAGCAACAGCGGGCGGAAAAGAAGGGCAAGCAGUUCACGCACACCACCCCCAGGACUCUGCUCGGCGUGGUCCGUCUGGCGCAGGCUCUCGCCCGUCUUCGUUUCAGCAACCAGGUCUCUCAGGACGAUGUCGACGAGGCGCUGCGCCUCAUGGAAGCCAGUAAAGAGAAUCUCAAUGCCGAGGUCGGCAAUGGUCGCCGCGCCCUCAACGCGAGCAGCAGGAUAUACAACCUCGUCAAGGCCCUUGCCGACUCGGGUGCUUGCCGCGCCGAUGGUGCUGAGGAUGACGACCUAGGGGUUGAGCUGAGCAUGCGCAAGGUCAAGGAGCGCGUGAUUGCCAAGGGAUUCACCGAGGAUCAGUGGCUCAGCGCAUUGGAGGAAUACACGACAUUAGAUGUUUGGCAAACCACUGGCAACGGCGCGAGGUUGAUAUUUGUUACAGGGGGCAAUGAUGACGAGGAUGACAUGGACGGCUGA
Messenger RNA from Ustilaginoidea virens, 2436 nucleotides. RefSeq names its product DNA replication licensing factor MCM7. Gene Ontology annotation, biological process: double-strand break repair via break-induced replication; DNA replication; DNA strand elongation involved in DNA replication. Bases 1 to 2436 code for a protein of 811 amino acids. The transcript has 5 exons. The record is from RefSeq and is a predicted model, not a curated record. Lineage: Eukaryota; Fungi; Ascomycota; Sordariomycetes; Hypocreales; Clavicipitaceae. Gene Ontology annotation, cellular component: MCM complex; nucleus. Gene Ontology annotation, molecular function: ATP binding; ATP hydrolysis activity; single-stranded DNA helicase activity.